AUGGUCGACACUUCACCAAAUCUGAUUCCAUUUGCGGAGCCACCCUAUGUCCGGGGUCUCCCCUCCCCCUAUAUCACCCCUGCACACCGUCGCUUCCAACAGGCAUGCCGGAAAUUCGCGACAGAGAACCUGCUCCAGAAUGCCCUCGAGUGGGAGCGCGAAGGAACCGUGCCUGAGCAUGUCUUCCACACAUUCUGCAAGCACAAUAUGCUCUUGCCUAACAUGCCGGCUCCCCUGCCAGUGAACUGGCUGAAGCGUCUGGGGAUCAAUGAUAUCCUGGGAGUCAAGGUUGAAGAUUGGGAUUAUAUCUAUACGGGAAUUUAUUGCGACGAGAUGGGCCGAUCAGGUCUCAGUGGCCCCGGUGGCUCCCUGAACGCCGGAUUCGCAUUUGGAAUCCCCCCAAUUGUCAAGUUCGGCAGUCCCGAGCUACAGGAACGGUUCCUGCCGGACUUGCUGACAGGCAAGAAGCGUGGUUGUAUCGCCAUCACAGAACCCGAGGCGGGUAGUGAUGUCGCCAACAUCACCACGACUGCAGUGAAAAGUGCCGAUGGCCAGCAUUAUAUCAUCAAUGGAUCCAAGAAAUGGAUCACCAACGGAAUCUGGUCAGACUAUGCGACCAUGGCCGUCCGAACAGGGGGUCCCGGGGCCGCAGGCCUCUCCGUGCUCGUCGUCCCCUUGAAGAACCACCCCGGCGUGACCAUGCGCCGACUCAAGGUCUCGGGACAAAUGGCCGGAGGAACCACUUACAUCGAGCUGGACGAUGUGAAGGUCCCCGUGUCCAACAUCGUCGGCCGCGAGGGCGACGGCAUGCGCAUCAUCAUGACCAACUUCAACCACGAGCGACUGGUCAUCGCCGUCGGAGUCACCCGCCAAGCCCGCGUGGCUCUCUCCGCCGCAUUCUCCUACUGUAUGAAGCGCGAGGCCUUCGGGAAGACACUGAUGGACCAGCCGGUCGUCCGGCACCGUCUCGCCAAGGCGGGCGCGGAGCUGGAAUCAAUGUGGGCGUGGGUUGAACAGAUCCUGUACCAGUUGGUUCACCUCAGUAAAGAGGAAGGCGAUCGCCAACUGGGUGGCUUGACGGCUUUGGCCAAAGCGAAGUCUGCCAUGGUUCUCAACGAGUGUGCCCAGACGGCUGUUUUGCUCUUUGGUGGAAAUGGAUUCACUAGGACUGGACAGGGUGAAUUGGUUGAAGCCAUUCUUCGUGACGUUCCUGGUGCUCGGAUUCCAGGUGGCUCGGAAGAUGUCCUCCUCGACCUCUCGGUGCGUCAGUUGGUGAAGAUCUAUAAGGCGGAGGAGAAGAAGCUCUCACAGGGCUCGAAGAUCUGA
This is a messenger RNA of Penicillium olsonii, 1326 nucleotides long. The record is from the annotation of a GenBank genome assembly. NCBI's taxonomy places the organism in Eukaryota, Fungi, Ascomycota, Eurotiomycetes, Eurotiales, Aspergillaceae.